CCCCCGCCUCCCGCUGCGCACAGAAAUAGAAAGGUUUGGCCGGAGCGGCAGCUGUAGGAGCAGCGAGGAGGAAAAAGCCCAGUGAGGAGCUCCGAGAGGUUCCAGGAGGAGACCGAGUUCAGCGCAGCUAGUUAGCCCGGAGCUCCGAACCGGGGCGGACAGAACCACCACACACUACAAGUUUGUUUAGUCCAGAUUGCCAGCCAUCAGGUGACAUCCUCCAGCCGCUGACGGGGGAAUGGCGCUGGACUUCGCUGCUGGAUGUGUCGGAGGUGCUGCUGGCGUUCUGGUCGGACAUCCAUUCGACACUGUGAAGGUGCGGCUGCAGGUUCAGAAUGUGGACAGGCCUCUCUAUCGCGGGACGUUUCACUGCUUCCAGUCCAUCAUACGGCAGGAGUCUAUGCUCGGCCUGUACAAAGGAAUCGGCUCUCCAAUGAUGGGGCUGACCUUCAUCAACGCCAUAGUUUUUGGUGUCCAGGGCAACGCCAUGCGCAAACUUGGCAGAGACACGCCUCUCAACCAGUUCCUGGCUGGAGCCUCUGCUGGAGCCAUCCAGUGCGUGAUCUGCUGCCCGAUGGAGCUGGCCAAGACGCGCAUGCAGAUGCAAGGGACUGGAGAGAAGAAGUCUAAGAAGAAGAUGUACAAGAACUCCCUGGACUGUCUGGUGAGAAUCUACCGGAGGGAGGGAAUCCGAGGCAUCAACCGCGGCAUGGUGACCACUCUGAUCCGGGAGACCCCUGGCUUCGGCGUGUACUUCCUCACGUACGACACGCUGACGCGCUCGCUGGGCUGCGAGCCAGAAGACCCCUACAUGAUCCUCAAGCUGCUGUUUGCCGGCGGGAUGUCGGGCAUCGCCUCCUGGCUCUCCACCUAUCCCGUGGACGUGAUCAAGUCUCGCCUGCAGGCCGAUGGAGUCGGCGGCGUCAACCAGUACAACGGCAUCAUGGACUGCGUCAGACAGAGUUUACAGAAGGAGGGCUGGAGGGUGUUCACGCGUGGCCUCACGUCCACUCUGCUGCGGGCCUUCCCAGUGAACGCCACCACGUUCGCCACCGUGACUCUGUUUCUGUUGUACAUGCGUGAGGGAGAGGAGUGCAGCAUUCAGGACUCGGAGCCGCAGUCUGUCCAGCUGCAGCCUCUGCAGCCACAGACGCAGCCAAGCAGCAUGUAGGCCGGCGCCGCCCAGCCGUCAGCGUCCAGCAGCCACCAGCAGCUCUAUGCAGCAGAAAGCCUCGUGCUCGCUGGUGGCCAUCAGGACAACGGUGAACUGGUUCUAAGCAUGUGUCCACGGAGCUGCAGCCACGUGGACACAUGUAGUAUUUAAAUAAUAGAUAUAUUUUAAGGUAAAAGCUGCACUUGUAAAUAUGGUCUCUUUUUAAACACCCUUGAGUUUGUACAUAUUUUGUUGAGUUUAAAGUCAAUGAGGAAGCUGAACAGCUGCAGUUACUGUAACACAGAAGUCCUAAAACAGAGUCACAGACAGACGUGCUGCUGUGUUCAGGUCAUAACCCAGUCUGCCUGGAGUCCACGUUACAAACUAAAGACACCAAAACCUGCUGUCCUGCCCUCCCUGAAGGGGGCGCUCUGAAUCACAGCGUGAUGUGUUUGCACUGUUCCCUUCUGCGGUCAGUAAAAUGAAAAGAUUUGAUGUGAUUGAUCAGUUUUUAGCGGUCGACUGAUCCUGUUUACAGCAUCCUGAGGUGAUGUUAUAGAUUCGUACUCGUAUGUACGUUUUUAAAGUUCAACAGUGUCGACUCUGUAGCUUCACUUUCCUUUGACAAGUCGUAGGAAUCUGAUGCGACGUGCGGCUGCUGUCUAAAGUUUUAAUACCAGUGGGGUUACUCCUGCCUUUUUAAUCUGCCUGCUGUCAUAACCCUGUUACAGGCUCUGGCCCGUUACAAUCCCACAUAAACAAUCAGAAAUCAAUCAUGUUAAAUGAUUUCUUUGAAACGAAAACCAAAUGUGAUGCAGUGUCAUGUGGUUUUUCUGCACAUCACCCAGCGUCCUAAGAAAGCACCUUAUGGUAUGAUGUUGAACACGCGUGUGGAUAGAAACACGUGUUUGCUUCUAAAGAUGUUGUAUUUUGUACUUUGCUGUAGAUCCUGUUACAGCGUCGAGCCAAACGGAUGCCUUAUUAGAAGCCUUGUUUUAAAGUCUAAAACGUAUUUUAAAGCUCCCGCUCCCUGUCAUCAGGACAGUGUUUAACAGGCUCCACAAGGGGGCGCUGUCAGACCAGUCCUGUACACUGAUACCUGCCACCUAGAGGCAGAGAAGGUCGUUGCUGCCUGCAGUUGAACAGAUCUGACUGUUUGUGCAUGUUUAAGAAGUCAGCUGUGGUACCUGUUACAUAAUUCUUCCAGCCUCCUCCUGACAGUGUCAGCCAGUACAGUGACCUCUGUACUCAUCCCAGUUCACUAUUUCACAGCCUAAACAUGUUUUCUUUGUAGUUUUAAGAGUAAACUACCACGUGGAGAGUAGAAACUGCAGGCAAGUGCUGAGAAAUGCACAGAGAGAGCAUUAGCUGCACCUUCACACCUCCGUAUUAAACUGUCAUAGAUGGAGAAGCUGCUGUGAACACCUUCACGGCUCCACCUGUGGGUGCAGGUCGUCUGAACUGCUUUGGCUUCGUCCAGAGACAUGAUGAUGUACGGACUGAAGUGAGUCGUGUUGGUUUUCCUCAUGUCUGUAGUUCUGAGGAGCUUUCUUGGCUUUAGAUUUGCCUUAAUUGCAACCCUGUGUUCUUGUAGUUUUUUUUCUGUUUUUCAUUUAAAGUGUGGCUUCGUCUUUAUCGGUGGACGACACGUGAUUCCUGAUGUCUUUGUAAAACGUUGCUUUAAAUGUUGCUGUUGUGUUCUGUACAAUACGUUGCACCAAAGUAGUCCUCGUGUAGUUCUGUAAGAGAAUGGUGAAAUAAAAAGACUUUUACGGGUA
This is a messenger RNA of Stegastes partitus (bicolor damselfish), 2931 nucleotides long. It is a transcript of the gene slc25a29l, whose product is annotated as solute carrier family 25 member 29-like. Gene Ontology annotation, cellular component: mitochondrion. The coding region runs from base 239 to 1171 and encodes 310 amino acids. NCBI's taxonomy places the organism in Eukaryota, Metazoa, Chordata, Actinopteri, Pomacentridae. Gene Ontology annotation, molecular function: high-affinity L-arginine transmembrane transporter activity. The transcript has 4 exons. Gene Ontology annotation, biological process: mitochondrial L-ornithine transmembrane transport. The record is from RefSeq and is a predicted model, not a curated record.